CGCCACGUAACGAAACGUCAAAAAUUGUUGAUGUCGCUGAUCAUCACAAAAUUUUAUUAGAAUUUUGUUAAAUUUUCUUUUAAAAUGGGUUCUUCUCAGAGCUCUGAAGUUCCCGGAGGCGGUUCUGAAGGAUACCAUGUUUUACGGGUUCAGGAUGGCUCGCCCGGCCAGAAAGCCGGUCUGGAAGCAUUUUUUGACUUCAUAGUGGCCAUGCAAGAUACUAGGCUAGACCAAGACAACGACACGCUAAAAGAAUUGUUAAAACAGAAUAUUGACCGCCCUAUAAAGAUGUUAGUGUAUAGUAGUAAGUCGCAGUCAGUUCGCGAAGUGAACAUAGUGCCGUGCAGCACCUGGGGUGGCCAGGGGCUGCUCGGAGUCAGUAUUAGGUUUUGCUCUUUUGAAGGAGCCAAUGAAAAUGUGUGGCAUGUUCUUGAAGUUCACCCAUCAUCUCCAGCUGAGUUAGCUGGGCUGAGGCCAUUCUCUGACUACAUAAUUGGGGCUGAUUCAAUAAUGCAUGAGAGUGAAGACUUGUUUACACUAAUUGAGGCCCAUGAGGGGCGGCCAUUGAAGCUGUAUGUGUACAAUAUAAACAAUGACUCCUGCAGGGAGGUGGUCAUCACCCCUAACACCAACUGGGGAGGAGAGGGAAGCCUCGGCUGUGGGAUUGGCUACGGCUACCUGCAUAGGAUUCCUAUUAGAAAUGGCACCACUGGCCCUACUCCCCCACUAAAUAUGACUGCUGCAUCUAUGGCCAGCAACACACAACAAAACCUAGUAUCUGGUGUACAAAACAUGAACAUCAAUGAAGAGAACCACCCCCUGAUACCACAAACCUCAAGUGUUCAAGUGGUGGACCCUCCGCCACCUCCGUUCCUAACGGGAGUUCCAAUGGUGAACCCUUCAACGACAUACAGUACUCAACCAGCCCCGUCUCAGCCGGACCCUAGCGGUCCCCCUAUUGGAGGUCCCACUGCAGGGACCCCCGUGCCACAAGUAGCCACCUCUAUGGUCUCCAAUGUAGCUGCCUAUUCUAGCAACUUAGCGGAUGCGACACUGACAAACCUGGGCAGCAUACCGUCGGUGUCCAGCAUGCAGCCGCCGGCGCCGCUGCCGAGCCUGCCCGGCCUGCCCAUGAGCCAGCCGCAGCCCUACAUCCCCACCUACCCCACCGCCGCCGCCGACGCGCCCCCGACCAUGAUCCCCACGUUCGACAUGAGCAGCUUCCAAACCAGUACUAUUCAGCAGCCGUUCCCGUCGGCUGGCAUGCCCGUGCUGACCCCCGUGUCGCUGCCCGGCAUGCCCGCCAUCACCGUCAGCACCACGCUGCCCGUGCACACCAUGCAGGAGAUCCACCACCAGCACCACCAGCAACCCGACCUAUUAUCAUGAAAUGAUAUUCACUCGUUGACUCACACCGUCUGCCUUCAAGUGCGCUCGAGCACGAUAUUGUUGCGUUUUUAUUCAGUUUGUGACUGUUAUGUUCAAAUGAUGUAUAUUGUAUACCUAAUGUCGCGUUGGAAGGUAGAUAAAGGGAACUUUGGAUACGCGGUCGGGAUUAGUUCAAAGUGCAAUGAGGUUUCGAUGUUACAGUCACGUAACAAUGUAAUGAAACAGGUACAUCAUUCAUUCCAUAAUUUACAAGCAAAAUACCCAUCGUAACACCUUUUAUAGGCUUGCUGCUUUUAUGGUCACAACUAAUGAUUUGAGAAAGCUAUAUUGGGACGCAUUUAUCUAAUUCAUGAGUAGGUAGAACUAUGUACUUGCAGUAUGUUUAGUUACGGCCUAGACAUAAUAUUGCUAUCACGGAAACAUGCUGAAACAAUACACGAUGGACACAUGAAGCGAAAUUCAAUUAAGUUUUAUGCAUAUAUUUCUAAUAUAUUAUUUAACUUUACCUACCUUCCUACAUUUUAAACUUGUAUGUUAAAUUAUCAUGUGUAAGUAAGUAAUAUUAUGUUCAAUUUAAAAUAAAGUUGGAAAUAUAGUU
Messenger RNA from Plutella xylostella (diamondback moth), 1987 nucleotides. RefSeq names its product Golgi reassembly-stacking protein 2 (gene Grasp65). Gene Ontology annotation, molecular function: protein binding. The record is from RefSeq and is a predicted model, not a curated record. Lineage: Eukaryota; Metazoa; Arthropoda; Insecta; Lepidoptera; Plutellidae. Gene Ontology annotation, biological process: Golgi organization. Gene Ontology annotation, cellular component: Golgi apparatus.